AUGGAUUAAUAAAUAAAAAAAUAAGAUGAUGAAUUUUAAGUAGAUGAGAUAAAGUAUUAGAUAAGUUCAGCAAAAGUGGAUGGAAAGGAAUAUUAUUUGUAUGAAUACAAGAAAGAAUUAAAUAAGGAUGAGAAUGAGAAAUUAACUUAAUUUUUGCAAAAAUUAGAAAGUGGAUUAAAAGGAGAGGAAGGAAUGGAAGGCGUAAUGAGUAUUUGUAAAGGAUGGAAAAAGGAAUGUGAAUAAAAGCAGUUUUAAUGA
Molecule: messenger RNA, 258 nt
Organism: Paramecium octaurelia
Lineage: Eukaryota; Ciliophora; Oligohymenophorea; Peniculida; Parameciidae
Source: the annotation of a GenBank genome assembly